Candida albicans SC5314 is the source of this 1767-nucleotide messenger RNA. RefSeq names its product amino acid permease (gene GAP2). Gene Ontology annotation, biological process: amino acid transmembrane transport. Gene Ontology annotation, molecular function: amino acid transmembrane transporter activity. The transcript has a single exon. The record is from RefSeq and is a predicted model, not a curated record. Gene Ontology annotation, cellular component: membrane. Bases 1 to 1767 code for a protein of 588 amino acids. Lineage: Eukaryota; Fungi; Ascomycota; Pichiomycetes; Serinales; Debaryomycetaceae.
AUGCCAGAAAAGGAAUUAGAUUACAUUAGGUCCACAGAUGCUGCUGGAUCCACCGAAAAAGACGGUGGAAUUUAUAUUGAUGCCUUUGACAAACAAGAUAACGCCCCACCAAAGAAAGGGUUUGCCAAAUUCAUUGAUGGUUUCAGACGUGCUGAUGCUGAAGAAUUAGGUAUUGAUCCUAACUUGUCAGAAGCAGAAAAAAUUGCCAUUAUGACUGCAAACUCCCCAUUGACUCGUUCAUUGAAAAAUAGACAUUUACAAAUGAUUGCUAUUGGUGGUAGUAUUGGUACUGGUCUUUUCGUUGGUUCGGGUUCUUCUUUACAUACUGGGGGUCCAGCUGGGCUUUUGAUUGCUUAUAUACUUAUUGGAACUAUGAUUUAUUGUACAGUUAUGUCCCUUGGGGAAUUGGCUGUUACUUUCCCUGUAUCUGGUGCUUUUGUUACUUAUAAUAGUCGUUUUAUUGAUCCAAGUUGGGGGUUUGCCAUGGCUUGGAAUUAUGCUAUGCAAUGGCUAGUGGUGUUGCCCUUGGAAUUGGUUGCUGCAGCAAUGACGGUGAAAUAUUGGGAUGCCAAAACAAACCUGGCGGCGUUCGUGGUUAUUUUCUAUGUUUUGAUUGUUGCUAUUAACUUUUUUGGUGUCCGUGGUUACGGUGAAGCUGAAUUUAUAUUUAGUGCCGUUAAAGUUUUGGCUGUUUUGGGUUUCAUUAUUUUGGGUAUUGUAUUGUGUGCUGGUGGUGGUCCACAAGGUGGUUAUAUUGGAGGUAAAAACUGGUAUAUUGAAGGUGCUCCAUUCCCUAAUGGUGCUAAAGGUGUCAUAACGGUGUUUGUGAAUGCUGCCUUUGCUUUCGCUGGUACUGAAUUGUGUGGAUUGGCUGCUGCUGAAACCGAAAACCCAAGAAAAUCAUUACCAAAAGCUUGUAAGCAAGUUUUCUGGAGAAUCACUUUAUUCUAUGUCAUCUGUUUGACUUUAGUUGGGUUAUUGGUUCCAUGGAAUGAUGAAAGAUUAUUGGGUAGUUCUUCUGCUGAUGCUUCUGCUUCUCCAUUCGUCAUUUCAAUUAGAAAUGCUGGUAUUAAAGGUUUACCAUCAGUUAUGAAUGUUGUUAUUAUGAUUGCUGUCUUAUCUGUUGGUAACUCCUCUGUCUAUGGUUCCUCAAGAACUUUGGCUGCUUUGGCUGCUUCCAACCAAGCUCCAAAAAUAUUUGGUUACAUUGAUAAACAAGGUAGACCGUUAGUUGGUAUUAUUGCCCAAUUGCUUGUUGGUUUAUUAUGUUUCCUUGCUGCAUCCGAUAAACAAGGUGAAGUUUUCAAUUGGUUGUUGGCCUUGUCUGGUUUGUCUUCUAUUUUCACUUGGGGAUCAAUUAAUGUUUGUUUGAUUAGAUUCAGAAGAGCAUUGGCUGCUCAAGGUAGAGACACUGGUGAAUUGGUUUUCACUUCUCAAGUUGGUGUUAUUGGUGCUAUUUGGGGUGCUUUUUUGAACACUGUUGUUCUUUGUUUACAAUUCUGGAUUGCUGUGUGGCCAUUGCAUUCUUCCCCAAGUGCUGAAGCUUUCUUCAGUGCUUACUUGACUGUUCCUGUUGUUAUUGUUUUCUACGUUGGUCAUAAACUCUGGACCAAGAAUUGGCAAGUCUACAUUUGUGCCAAGGAUAUUGAUAUCGAUACUGGUAGAAGAGAAUUGGACUUGGACUUGGUCAAACAAGAAGUUGCCGAAGAAAAGGCUUACAUUGCUUCUUUGCCAUUCUACAGAAGAGUCUACAAUGCUUGGUGUUGA